UGUUGUGUGCGGUGUUUGCGCUCGCGAUGGUGGUUCUGGUUCUGGUCCUCGUGGUCCCGCUGCUGCUGCUCGGCUCGUCUCAGUCCUCCGCGCGCCACUUUGAGAUGAUGGGAACCUGUCGCAUGGUGUGUGACCCGUACACCCCGAAACCCGGAGCGUCCAGCGCCAUGGAGGUGAUCCACAACCUGGACGAUGCGGCUCCGCAGCCGCGGGUGGCGCAGGGGGGGCGCGGGGAGCCGGGGAGGGCGGGUAAACCCGGACCCAGAGGCCCGCCGGGAGAACCAGGACCCCCGGGACCCAGAGGUCCACCGGGACCGAGGGGCGACAGUAAAGUGUCCUUCCCGGCGCUGAGCGGGGCUGCUCCAGGACCAGGACCCGGACCAGGACCCGCGGACUCGGACAAUGUGAACUUGACCAGCACCAGCACCAGCACCUUCCGGAUCGCGUUCUACGUGGGUCUGAAAAACCCGCACGAGGGAUACGAGGUGUUAAAGUUCGACGACGUCAUCACGAACCUGGGGAACAACUACGACCCGAGCAGCGGGAAGUUCACGUGCCAUGUGUCCGGAAUCUACUUCUUCACCUACCACGUGCUCAUGCGCGGCGGGGACGGAACCAGCAUGUGGGCCGACCUGUGCAAGAACGGACAGGUCCGGGCCAGUGCCAUCGCUCAGGACGCCGAUCAGAACUACGACUACGCCAGCAACAGCGCCGUGCUGCACCUGGACUCUGGGGACGAGGUCUACGUCAAACUGGACGGCGGCAAAGCUCACGGAGGAAACAACAACAAGUACAGCACCUUCUCUGGCUUCAUCCUGUACCCCGACUAAACCACAACAACAACAACAACAACCACAACAACAACAACAACAACAAGUACAGCACCUUCUCUGGCUUCAUCCUGUACCCCGACUAAACCACAACAACAACAACAACAACAACAACAACAAGU
Solea solea (common sole) is the source of this 952-nucleotide messenger RNA. RefSeq names its product complement component 1, q subcomponent-like 2 (gene c1ql2). NCBI's taxonomy places the organism in Eukaryota, Metazoa, Chordata, Actinopteri, Pleuronectiformes, Soleidae. Gene Ontology annotation, molecular function: protein binding. Bases 27 to 830 code for a protein of 267 amino acids. The transcript has 2 exons. The record is from RefSeq and is a predicted model, not a curated record.